GGAUUUCUACCCACCUAUAGCCACUUUGUUCCCCCCCAAAAGAAAUAUUCUUCCCUGCAUUUUCUCCAUCCGGACUUGCAGGAAUUUAGAGACGGACUAUGGCUUCAAACUGGUUCAUUUUGACGGGUUUGUGCCUGUGCUCUCUGUGGGUCGGUUUACUCGCUCAGGAUGGUAGACCGAACUUCCAAGAAUGCCCGGUGGACCUCUUCUUUGUGCUGGACACCUCUGAGAGUGUGGCCCUCAGGGCUAAACCCCCUGAGUUUUACAUCAACCAGAUCAAGACCUUCACCAAGAACUUCAUUGAUGAACUGAAAGACAUGCGACAGCCAUGUGAUCGUGAAGUUACCUGGAAUUCUGGAGCACUGCACUACAGUGAUGAAGUUCAACUGGUAAAGGGGCUAGUUGACCUGAAAACAAAGCGGGAUGAGCUAAAGACAAGUAUUGAUGGAAUCAACUAUAUUGGCAAAGGAACAUACACCGACUGUGCCAUCAAAGAGGGCAUCUCCCAGUUACUCAGAGCAGGCUCGUACUAUCAUGAGAAUAAAUACAUUGUGGUGGUAACGGAUGGUCAUCCCGUCACUGGAUAUAAGGAGCCAUGUGGAGGGAUACAGGAAGCAGCCAAUGAGGCCAGGCAGCAUGCUGUUAAAGUGUUUGCUGUGGCUGUUACACCUGACCAGGAGGACACUAGGCUAUCUAUUAUUGCCACAGACCAGAGCUACAGACAGAACUUCACAGCAGCAGACAAUACACGGAACACGCAGAUGCGCACCAUACACACUAUCAUCAACAUGAUUACAAAUGAGACCAAGGAUGUGUGUUGUUCUUUUGACUGCAAUGCACCAGGCGGGCCCAGAGGACCACCCGGGGAGGCAGGACAUAAGGGUGAGAUAGGCAGACCAGGGAUGCCAGGAGAGAAAGGAGAUGUCGGACCUAUGGGAAGUCCAGGUGAUCCUGGUCCUGUUGGGUACCAAGGAAUGAAGGGAGACAGAGGGCAGAUUGGUGAGAAGGGAUUGAGGGGCCUCAAAGGAUUCAAGGGUGAAAAAGGGCAGCCUGGAACUGAUGGAGUUGAUGGACGAAAGGGUGAGCCAGGGUUUCCAGGUCUGCCAGGCUGCAAAGGGUCCCCAGGGCCAGAUGGUUUGACAGGUGAACCAGGUCCUAAAGGAGAUCCUGGUCCUUAUGGUCCCAAAGGAGAAAAAGGUGACACUGGCAGAGAUGGUGAUCCAGGAAGACCUGGAAACUAUGGAACGUUAGGUGAUAAGGGUGACAGAGGGCCAAGAGGCGCCAACGGGGACAAAGGCGAGAGAGGAGAUGAUGGACCACCAGGGCAAGAUGGACCAAGAGGCGAAAGAGGAACACCAGGUGAGAAGGGUGAGCAAGGUUCCCGUGGUAACCGAGGUCCAAGGGGAGAGGCUGGGGACCCAGGCCCACGAGGUGAACAGGGGCGUGAGGGAUCAGCAGGGCCUAAUGGAGAUCCAGGUGAGCCAGGAAGGGCAGGGUCACCAGGUUACCGUGGUGAUGAGGGUCUUCCUGGACCAGAGGGACCUAAAGGGUCUAGAGGAAUCAAAGGCGCCCCGGGAGACAGAGGCCUUAUGGGAGAGAGAGGUGAAGACGGGGCAGUGGGUAAUGGAACUGAGGGUUGCCAUGGUUUCCAGGGCUAUCCAGGUCCCAGGGGAGAUCCUGGUGAGCCAGGAGGAAGAGGAACUCCUGGGCCCAAGGGAGAUGAUGGAGAGCCUGGUGACCCUGGAUUAGAUAACAACCAGCCAGGAUUACCUGGACCUAAAGGAGCAAAGGGUCAUCGUGGACCUGAAGGGAACAGUGGACCUCCAGGCCCACCAGGACCCCCUGGACCAGAUGAUUGUGAGAUCCUGGAUAUUAUCAUGAAAAUGUGCUCAUGCUGUGAGUGUAAGUGUGGACCAUUGGACAUUACUUUCAUUGUGGACAGCUCUGAAAGUAUUGGUGCCUCAAACUUUGCUAUCUCCAAGGACUUCGUCAUUACAGUGAUUGACAGAUUAAUCACAGAUAAGCAAGCUGAGUUUUCACGUGUUGCUGUGGUGCAGUACAGUGGAGCAGGGGCCCAGGAAGCGGUACAGCUCGGUGAUCCCAGCACCAGAACUAUCACAGAGUUCAAACAAGCUGUGAAAGAUCUCCGGUGGUUAGCAGAGGCCACAUACACGGGAGAGGCUCUUGAGUAUUCGCUGAACACCACAAUCCGCAAUAUUGUCACAGAAGGGACUGUGGUCCUGGUGCUAACUGAUGGGCGCUCAGACACCGUUAGGGACAAAGUGCCUUUGAAUGUGCUCUGUGACAAAGGGCUAACGGUGGGUGGUGUUGGGGUGAUAGACUACUCCGGCAGAACACCCAAUCAGGAACAACUGGAAGAUGUGGUCUGUAAAGCCGAUCCAAAACCAGGCUUCUCAUUUACUUUGAACAACUUUAAUGAACUUAUGGAUGUCAAGUUCCUGCAAGACCUAAUAACACAAAUCUGCCAAGAUAAGAAGUGUCCCAAUUACACAUGCCCAAUUUCCUUCAGGGAAAAUGCAGACAUUCUUAUCAUGAUGGACAGCUCAGCGAGUGUGGGAAGCAAGAACUUCCUGAUGUCCCGUGAUUUCACCCAGAAGCUUGCUGAGCGCUUUUUGUUUGCAGAGAGACCAAAGACUGUUCAGGUGCGAGUUGCUAUUGGCCAGUACAGCAACAAUGCUAAAAUGGAUGUUGACUUCUCCUCCAACUACACUCAAAUGGCAGCCCAAAUUCAGGCGGCUGACUUCCAGAAUGCUGGCACGGACAUCUUAGGUGCACUCAACUUUGCCGCCGAACGCCUCCGAGGUCCUCGCAACAGGAAGAAGAAGCUCGUGGUGUUUUCAGAUGGCCGCUCACAGGGCAUCACCUCAAACGUGAUUGAGAAGAGGGUAGAACAGUUGAGCAACGCUGGCAUCGAGCUCUACGUGGUGGCAGUGGGCACCCAGUUGAACGAAGGGAACCUGCGAUACCUGGUUAGCCGAGGGGGGCGAUAUGACGUUUCGUACGCCCACCGCCAUUUCUUCAAGGCUCCCGACUACCACACCUUGCUUCGGGGUGUCUUUCACAAAACUGUGUCCCGCAAAAUAUCCCUUGUUUGAGAAGUGGGCAUGUCUGAGGCUAAUGAAGAGCGGGUAGAGGGAGGGGCUCAGUGAAGUCACAUGUUCAACAAAUCCAUUAGGGUGGGACAGUAGUUCACAGGCAUCAUUUUUUUUAAAAAAAAAUAUUUUCAAGUGACUCAUAUCUCAAUUUAGAACAUAUAGGAUGUCUCAUGCUAUAGUUUCAGUUUAUCUUAAAAGACAGAAAUUGAUGGAACAGUGAAUGUGUCUAUACCAAGUUGUAUGCCAAUGAAAAGAAGAGGCCAAGCAAGGUAUAGGUUUUACUUUAAAAAAGAUAACAUGAGAUGAUUUUCUCAGUGAUUUUAUGGCCAACCUUUUAUGACUAUUUCAGCUUCAAAGUUGUACUGGAGUGAAAAAAGAUUGAAUUCUUUGAAUGUACUGUUUACCAGUAUAUAUACAUGAUUUUUCUUUUUUGACACAUCAGUAGUUAUAUGCACAAAGAAUGUGUCGGUUGCUGGUCAAGAGUUCUGCCUCUUUCUUUGAGAAAAGACCUAUUGCAUAUUUUCAACUUGGGUUUUAAAAGAAAAUACUGGUUGAAUUAAUAAAAAUUUUACUCUUGACCAUUACCAACUCUGAUUUUAUAUGCCAAACAUUCUCCUCUGUCUUCUUUCUUCGGUUUAUGUUUCCUGUGUGUACACUAGUCUCAGAAACAAGUUGCACUGUCUCUCUGUUUCAUUUUCAGUAUGCAUCAAUACAUAUCACUUGAAUAUUAAUGCGGUGCUAUCAGAGUACACUCAGGCUCCUGCAAUUUCUCUCUACACAGAACAAAAGACAAACUACUUCAGAGUUGUCAGAACACCUUAACCAAAGACAGAUUUUUUUUUACCACUAGAAUUGUGUAAAAUUUUAUACAUGUCAGAAAUGUACUUGCAAACAGCCUUGGGGCUGCUGUAGAGGUAUUUUCA
Messenger RNA from Chanos chanos (milkfish), 4039 nucleotides. RefSeq names its product collagen, type VI, alpha 1 (gene col6a1). The transcript has 35 exons. Lineage: Eukaryota; Metazoa; Chordata; Actinopteri; Gonorynchiformes; Chanidae. The record is from RefSeq and is a predicted model, not a curated record. The coding region runs from base 99 to 3116 and encodes 1005 amino acids.